Messenger RNA from Colletotrichum karsti, 1581 nucleotides. RefSeq names its product farnesyltransferase beta subunit ram1. Bases 1 to 1581 code for a protein of 526 amino acids. Gene Ontology annotation, biological process: protein farnesylation. The transcript has 5 exons. Gene Ontology annotation, molecular function: protein farnesyltransferase activity. Lineage: Eukaryota; Fungi; Ascomycota; Sordariomycetes; Glomerellales; Glomerellaceae. The record is from RefSeq and is a predicted model, not a curated record. Gene Ontology annotation, cellular component: protein farnesyltransferase complex.
AUGAGACCCCGCAUCAAACCUCUCAACCGCCGUCCCAAAGUCACCUUCACCAAGCGCGCAUCAGAAAUGGCCGCGGCCCAGCAACAACAGCAACAACCACCACCCCCGCCGGCGGCGCAACGCCCGGGAGGCGAAAAUGACAACCCGGACGAAGACGACAACUUCGUCGACUACUCCAGCGACUCGACGACCGACCUCGCCGCGGCCACCCGGCCCCCGCACCCCGCCGUGCCGUCCCUCUUCACGGCCCCCUCCCCGCCCGUCCGCGACGCCCUCGCGACCGCCACCUCCAGGACCCAGGACGACACCGUGCAGCAGUGCGUGCCGCUGCUGGCCGCCACGGACCCGGACGUCGCCCACAACGCCCGCGGCGUCCCCGCCCUCCUCCGCGACAACCACGUCAGGUUCCUCCAGAAGCAGCUCGGCCGCUUCCCGGCCCCCUACGUCGCCGCCGACGCCAGCCGGCCCUGGUUCCUCUACUGGUCCCUCAACGCCCUGGCCCUCCUCGGCUUCGACACCGCCGUCUACCGCGACGACCUCGUCAGGACGGUGCGCACCAUGCAGAACCCCUCCGGCGGCGUCGGCGGCGGCCACGGGCAGAACUCCCACCUGGCCACCACGUACGCCGUCGUGCUCGCCCUCGCCAUCGUCGGUGGGGAGGACGCCUACGAGGUCAUCGACAGGAAGGCCAUGUGGAGAUGGAUCUGCUCUCUCAAGCAGCCCGACGGCGGCAUACAGAUGACGCUGGGCGGAGAGGUGGAUGUCAGGGGAGCAUACUGCGCAGCCGUCAUCGUCACCCUCCUGAACCUCCCUCUAGAACUAUCUACAGACUCGCCGGCGUGGACGCCUGAGCGGCCCACGAUUUGGACCGGAUUGGCGGAUUAUGUACGCAGAUGCCAAACGUUCGAGGGCGGGAUAUCGGGAAAACCGGAUGGUGAAGCGCAUGGCGCCUACGCGUUUUGCGCUCUGGGCUGCCUCUCGAUUCUGGAUACUCCGCAUCGCAUCAUUCCAAAAUACCUUGACGUGCCACGACUCAUCUCUUGGCUCUCGUCACGGCAGUACGCUCCGGAGGGUGGCUUCAGCGGGCGCACGAACAAGCUCGUCGACGGCUGCUACAGCCACUGGGUCGGUGGGUGCUGGCCACUGAUCGACGCCGUUCUGAAGGGUGCGAGCGAGCUCGACGAGCAGCAGGAGGACCAGGAUCGGCCGAGGUCUGCUGCUCCGCACCACGGCAGCCUGUACAGUCGAGAAGGACUGAUCCGGUACAUCCUGUGCUGCGGACAGGACCGGUCCAAACGCGGCGGCCUCCGUGAUAAACCGAGCAGGCCGUCCGACGCGUACCACACCUGCUACGUGCUCUCCGGACUGAGCUCGGCACAGCACCAGUGGGAUCUCACAUAUGUCAACGAAGACGAGACGAUCCUCCCGGAGCCGAAAUGGGUGGUGUCGCCGUGUGCCGAGGAGGGCGCGCAAAUAUUCGACGAGGAGGACCGCGUCGGGACGAUCCACCCCGUCUACACCAUCCCCCAAGAGAGCGUCGACGACAUGAAGGCGUAUUUCGCGGCCAAACAGGGCUUCUGA